Hevea brasiliensis (rubber tree) is the source of this 1188-nucleotide messenger RNA. Its product is annotated as bidirectional sugar transporter SWEET17. NCBI's taxonomy places the organism in Eukaryota, Viridiplantae, Streptophyta, Magnoliopsida, Malpighiales, Euphorbiaceae. The record is from RefSeq and is a predicted model, not a curated record. Gene Ontology annotation, cellular component: membrane. Gene Ontology annotation, molecular function: sugar transmembrane transporter activity. The transcript is spliced from 6 exons. Gene Ontology annotation, biological process: carbohydrate transport. Bases 92 to 847 code for a protein of 251 amino acids.
AUUAGCCAAACAGCCUCUCGUGUUUCCUCUCUUCUCUCUUAUCAUCUUCUUCAUUCUUUCUUCAACCGCAACUCCCCCUCCAUUGUUCUUCAUGGCUAGUGCAGGCUUCAUCAUUGGCAUCAUUGGUAACAUCAUUUCCUUCUUCGUUUUUACAUCUCCCAUAAAGACCUUUUGGGAGGUGGUGAAGAAGAAAUCGACAGAGGAUUAUGAAGCGUUCCCUUAUAUAAUAACACUACUGGGGACAAGUUUGUGGACUUUCUAUGGAAUUCUGAAACCUGGUGGUUUGCUUGUAGUGACUGUGAAUGGUAUAGGUGCCUUUUUCCAGUUCAUCUAUGUCACUCUCUUUCUCAUCUACGCUCCCAAGAACAAGAAGGUGAAGGCGGCGAAGCUGGUGGCGCUCUUAAAUGUUGGAUUUCUUGGGGCGGUGAUUACAGUAACUCUUCUAGCCAUGCAUGGAAAACUGCGGCUCACCUUUGUAGGACUCAUAUGCGUCGGAAUGACCACUAUUGUUUAUGGUUCACCUCUAUCGGUCAUGAAAACAGUGAUAAAGACGAAGAGCGUGGAAUUCAUGCCGUUUUUGCUUUCAUUUUCUCUCUUCCUAAACGCAGGAAUUUGGUUAAUUUAUGCAGCAGUCGUUAGAGACUUCUAUAUGACAGUGCCCAGUGUGCUAGGCGUUAUGUUGGGGAUAAUCCAGUUGAUCCUUUAUGCAAUGUACAAAAGCAAUGCAAAGUCAACCAUAUCAACGGAUGGGAUGCAAGAAAAAGGCUCAGACAACGUAGUCAAAGGAGACGUAGAGAUGCAAGUAUCCAAUAGCAACGGUGGUGAUUGCCAAUGCAACCGUAAUUAAAAAGCCUUCGAAUGGAUAAAUUACUUUGCAGAAGAUUCUGAGAACACCUUCUUUGAAUCAAAGAGUGAUAUUCAUUCAUCUUCCUUGAUUUACAAGGGAGCGAAUGAAAUAUUGUGCAGAGUGGGUAUUAUUUAAAGAAAAAAGAGAAGGAAGAGCCAAAUUAAUUAUGAUCUGUAUUUAUCAUAUAUUUAAGUUUAUAAUUAAUUAAUAAUACGUAUUAUUAGAGUGAAUUAAGUUGCAUGUACUUACCCAAAAAGUGCUUUUGAUUUGGUGAGUCCUCAUCAAUCAUAUAUUAUUGUACUUUUUCCCCCUAAAAUUGCUUUUCAUUUUGGAUUUGCUUU